GGGGGCAGGUCUGCAUUGCCGCUUCCCCUGGUACCCAGAGCAGCCGCUGCCGCCGCCUCCUCCCAGCGGCCCGACAUCAUCCUCCCUACUUCCUUGCCACGGGGACCCUUCCCAGUCUCUCCUACACCAGGACGGAGGAUAAAUGACCUUGGCAAGGGGGGACAACCAACCAAUGUUCCCUGCAGGGGCCUGACUGCUCUUCCUUUGCUAGCCUGAACAUUCCAACUCAAUUUCAACCAACCUGAUUCUCAUUUCCUUUCCUUUCCCUUUCCCCAGCUCCCUACUUUUUGAUUAUGUUGAACAGGUUGGAGGUUUAUAUUUUCUAACAAAUACCAUCAAGGCCUUUCUCUCCUCCUCCUCACCCCUCCAAUACAUGCCCCUUUCUGGUCCUACCUCCUCUUUUAUUCUAUGCCCAAAGCUCUUUGAAUGUACUUUACCUGGGGGGAAGUGUAUUUAUUAGGGGUUCUUCUAAAAUCUAGAGGUUUUUUGAGGGACAAGACAGGGAGGGAGAGGAGACAGAGGAGGGACCCCUGAGGGGUGUCCAAAGACUUCAGUCACUGCCAUGGAUGAAGGCUUCCGUGACCGGACAGCCUUCAUCCGUGGGGCCAAAGAUAUUGCAAAGGAGGUCAAGAAGCAUGCUACCAAAAAGGUGGCCAAGGGCCUUGACAGAGUUCAGGAUGAAUAUUCCAGAAGGUCCUAUGCCCGAUUUGAGGAGGAGGAUGAUGAUGAUGACUUCCCUGCCCCAGCUGAUGGUUACUACCGUGGGGAUGGAGUUAGGGAAGAUGAAGAUGAAGGGGGUGCAUCUAGUGAUGCCACUGAAGGCCACGAUGAGGAUGAGGAGAUCUACGAGGGGGAAUAUCAAGGAAUCCCCCGGGGAGAUUCAGGAGGAAAGGGAGAGCGUUUGGCAGAUGGUGCUCCCCUGGCUGGGGUGAGGGGAGGACUGGGUGAUGGAGAAGGUCCUGGAAUUGGAGGGGAAGCUCAGCGGCGGAAGGAGAGGGAAGAGCUGGCCCAGCAAUAUGAAACCAUCUUGCGGGAGUGUGGCCAUGGCCGGUUCCAAUGGACCCUCUAUUUUGUCCUGGGUCUGGCACUUAUGGCUGAUGGGGUCGAAGUCUUCGUGGUGGGGUUUGUGCUGCCCAGUGCUGAGAAGGACAUGUGUCUAUCUGACUCCAACAAGGGCAUGCUGGGCCUCAUUGUCUACCUGGGUAUGAUGGUUGGUGCCUUUCUCUGGGGUGGUCUGGCUGACAGACUGGGUCGUCGACAGUGUCUGCUCAUCUCACUUUCCGUCAAUAGUGUCUUUGCAUUUUUUUCGUCCUUCGUCCAGGGCUAUGGAACAUUCCUCCUCUGCCGGCUGCUCUCUGGGGUCGGGAUUGGUGGGUCUAUCCCUAUUGUCUUCUCCUAUUUCUCUGAGUUCCUGGCCCAAGAGAAGAGAGGGGAGCAUUUGAGUUGGCUCUGCAUGUUCUGGAUGAUUGGUGGUGUGUAUGCAGCUGCCAUGGCCUGGGCCAUCAUUCCUCACUAUGGAUGGAGUUUCCAGAUGGGUUCUGCUUACCAGUUCCACAGCUGGCGGGUUUUCGUUCUCGUGUGUGCCUUCCCUUCUGUGUUUGCCAUUGGAGCCCUGACCACCCAGCCAGAGAGCCCCCGAUUUUUCCUGGAGAAUGGGAAACAUGAUGAAGCCUGGAUGGUCUUGAAGCAAGUCCAUGACACCAAUAUGAGGGCGAAGGGGCACCCCGAGAGAGUGUUCUCAGUGACCCAAAUCAAGACCAUCCGUCAGGAGGAUGAAUUGAUUGAGAUCCAGUCAGACACAGGGACCUGGUACCAGCGCUGGGGGGUCCGGGCAAUGAGCCUAGGGGGCCAGGUUUGGGGAAACUUCCUUUCCUGUUUUGGCCCUGAAUAUCGGCGCAUCACCCUGAUGAUGAUGGGCGUGUGGUUCACCAUGUCAUUUAGCUACUAUGGCCUCACCGUCUGGUUCCCCGACAUGAUCCGUCACCUCCAGGCAGUUGACUAUGCUGCCCGAACCAGGCUCUUUGCAGGAGAACGGGUGGAGCACGUGACCUUCAACUUUACACUGGAGAACCAGAUUCACCGUGGGGGCCAGUACUUCAAUGACAAGUUUAUUGGCCUUCGACUGAAGUCGGUGUCUUUUGAGGACUCACUGUUUGAGGAAUGUUACUUCGAGGAUGUCACAUCCAGUAACACGUUCUUUCGGAACUGCACAUUUAUCAACACAAUAUUCUACAACACAGACCUGUUUGAAUACAAGUUUGUAGGCAGCCGACUGAUAAAUAGCACAUUCUUACAUAGCAAGGAAGGCUGCCCACUGGAUGUGGCUGGGACAGGUGAAGGUGCUUACAUGGUUUACUUUGUCAGCUUUCUGGGCACACUCGCUGUGCUACCUGGGAACAUAGUGUCAGCCUUGCUCAUGGACAAGAUCGGCCGGCUUCGAAUGUUGGCGGGCUCCAGUGUCAUGUCAUGCAUCUCCUGCUUCUUCCUGUCCUUUGGGAACAGUGAGUCGGCCAUGAUCGCUCUGCUCUGCCUCUUCGGCGGGGUCAGCAUCGCGUCUUGGAACGCGCUGGAUGUGCUGACCGUUGAGCUCUACCCCUCGGAUAAGAGGACCACAGCCUUUGGUUUCCUGAAUGCUCUGUGUAAGUUGGCAGCUGUGCUCGGGAUCAGCAUCUUCACCUCUUUUGUGGGGGUCACCAAGGCCGCCCCCAUUCUCUUUGCCUCUGCUGCCCUUGCCCUUGGCAGCUCUCUUGCCCUAAAACUUCCAGAGACCCGGGGGCAGGUGCUGCAGUGAGGGAGAGUUGGAGGACAUGGGGGCAGUGCACUGUGAGACCAACGGCUCCUUCCUCACACCCACCUCCAUCUGGCCCCGGGAACCCCCCCCAUCAGCCCUCUCUACCCCUCUUUGUGUUUGGUGUCUUAGCUGUGUGUGUAUGUUUAUGUGUGCCUGUGUGCACGUGUGUGCAUGUGCGUGGGUGUGGUCCUCAUGGGGCAGGGGCUACAGAGGAGAAAGCUCUUCUCCCUAAGGUUCUGGGGCUCAACUCCCUACCUCCAACUAUCCUUAGUGUACAGAAGAGUCUCCUGUCCUUCCCUAAUGUCAUGGUUAAGGCUCUUACCCCUACUUAGGGCCUCUAGAGAAGGCCCUCAUUCAACCUGUGUGAACCUCAGUUCUCUCCUGGAAUUAAAAUCCAGGAGAAGGGGAUGCCAGGGCAGAGUGGGAUGAAGUAUUUCUUCUCCCCUUGGCUCAUCUGUGUGUUCUUCAGGGGUAUGGGGUUGGGGAGUAGAAAGGCUGAAGACCAGGGGUCUGAAGAUGAGGUUCAGGAUCUUGGGUAGAGAGAACUACUGAAAUGGAGGGUCACAGGAUGCCCUCCUGCAUCUCCCUGUGGAUGCUGGUAGGGGUAGCAAUAAUCCUUAGCCCCCUGGCCUUCCCCUUCCUUUCCCCCAAUUCGGGGUGCAAGUUUGAAUCCCGAGUUUUAUAAAAUUUGAUUUCUUAUUUUUAUUUAUUUAUAUUCAGUUCUGAGGCAGCUCAGCAGGUGCGUGUGUGUAUGUGUGUGUAUUGUGUGUGUGUAGUGGGGAGGGGUAUGUUGCUGUAUUGUCUUGAAAUUUAAGCCAAGGGUAAUUUUAACAGAUACACAUGGCUGUGGCCUCACCCACACAGUGCCCUGCUUGCCCGUCCUGUGGCAGGCCUAAGAGGUGUAACCUCUGGGCUGGGUGGGCAAAGGAAACACCUAGACUCGGGGGACAACUCUAGGUUAAACAUGAUCUAAGCACAGUGUCCCCUCCCUCUCCCCCUAGAGAAGCACAGGCUCCCCUGCAGGUAGGGGUUCUACCCACAAUAGCACAGAGAGAAGAGCACAGGUAGCCACUCUCUCCAAGGGGACCCCAUGCUGGGAGUUGCAGGGAAGAGACCUGGCACUUGGUCAAACCAGCAGACAGCUCUAAAAGCACAAGGAUCCCGGAGUGGGAACACAGGGUCCCUUUCCCUGAGCCCCUCUAGCCAGGCUGGGAGCUUUGGUGAGGUUCCAGCCCCAGCCCAGGAGCCUCACUUCCCCCUUAUAAUCUCUUCCCCAUGAAGUGGCCCCUGCCAUUUAAACUGUAGCUGCUCCUUACCCGGUGUGACUGGUCUUUCUCUGGUGCCCCCCACUGUAGUUGUGAUGUGUUGUAGUUUUUAGCUGUUUGUAAAAUGUAAAAAAAUAAAAUAAAAUCUACAAAAAAAAACAGGAAAAAAAAGGAAAAAAGGGGAAAAGUAUGAAAAACAAAACGUAAAAUCCAAAUCCCCCUCCUCUCAUAUGGCGUCUGGCCCCCUCCAACCCUGUGGUCACUCCCCUCAUUUUGUAACACUGACCAGGUGAUGACCGUUGAACUCCUUGUGUCUGUGCUCAGACCACCCCUUCCCUUCUGGUGCCAUGUUUUAUGAGCCACAGCUCUGUCACUCCAUCCUGCCAGACGCAACUCUUUCCCUUCCACCCCAGGAGGGGCCGUCCAUCUUCCCACCCUCCUGGGAAUGCCCCUCCCCUCCAGUCGAUGUGAAAAAACGAAAUGAAAAGAGAAAAAUAAAAUUUUAAAAAAUCCUUAAAA
Dromiciops gliroides (monito del monte) is the source of this 4575-nucleotide messenger RNA. RefSeq names its product synaptic vesicle glycoprotein 2A (gene SV2A). The record is from RefSeq and is a predicted model, not a curated record. NCBI's taxonomy places the organism in Eukaryota, Metazoa, Chordata, Mammalia, Microbiotheria, Microbiotheriidae. The transcript is spliced from 14 exons. Gene Ontology annotation, molecular function: transmembrane transporter activity. Bases 563 to 2791 code for a protein of 742 amino acids. Gene Ontology annotation, cellular component: membrane. Gene Ontology annotation, biological process: transmembrane transport; chemical synaptic transmission.